GCCAGCGAGACCUUGGUGUCCAGAAAGGAGCCAGGGCUGCCUUGGGCCGGGCCGGGCCGGGCGGCUCCAGCUCCACACCUUUUGCCUCUGUUCAAGGCCCCUCCCCCAUCUCAGUCAGGACUCCUUUGAUUGGAGGGGCACACAGGCCUUUAGGAGAAUCACUGGCCUUUGUGAUUUCAAGAGUAAUCUCAACCAUACCAAUUAUGUCUUGUCUUCUGUGCUGUAUCCUCAUUUCCUGCUGUGUAUUAGCCAUCUUCUCCUGGAUGUCCUACAGAUGGUGACUAUCAAAAGGAAAUAGGAUCAUGGCAGCAGAUGAUGACAAUGGUGAUGGAACAAGUUUAUAUGAUGUCUUUUCUGCUUCUCCUCUUAAAAAUAAUGAUGAAGGUUCUUUGGACAUAUAUGCUGAGUUGGACAGUGCUGUUUCUGACAAUGCUUCCAAAUCCUGUGUACCAUCCAGAAAUUGUUUGGAUUUAUAUGAAGAAAUCCUGACUGAAGAAGGAACUGCAAAGGAGGCAACAUAUAAUGAUCUGCAGGUAGAAUAUGGAAAAUGUCAGCUGCAAAUGAAAGAGCUGAUGAAAAAGUUUAAGGAAAUACAGACACAGAAUUUCAGCUUAAAAAAUGAAAACCAGUCUCUUAAGAAAAAUAUCUCAGCACUUAUCAAAACUGCCAGAGUGGAAAUAAACCGCAAGGAUGAAGAAAUAAAUAAUCUUCACCAAAGAUUGUCCAAGUUUCCACAUUUUCGAAAUAAUCAUAAAACUUCAAGGACUUCGGAUAUAGUUAAAAUAAAAGAUCUUAAAUCCAAGUCACCCCAUUUGGAUGAUUGUUCAAAGACUGAUCACAGAGUGAAAAAUGAUGUUUCUAAAGAUGCACAUCAUAGCACUUCACUGCCAAACCUUGAAAAGGAAGGAAAAUCACAUUCUGAAAAAAAGAGCACUUCGCAUUUGCCUAUAUCUAAUGAAAAACACUGUGCCAAUGGCAUUUGGUCACGUUCCCACUAUCAAGUUGGUGAGGGUAGUUCAAAUGAGGAGAAUAGAAGAGGGAGAAAAGAUAGUAGACAUAGCCAGUAUAGCAGAGGGACUGAGAGAAUACGAAAAGACUUAAACAGCAGCUGUAGUGAUGGUGAACCAAGGAACAUGGAAGCCAGUCAGAGGCUACAAGGACAUCCUGAGAAACACGGUAAAGGUGAACCAAAGGCUGAAAGCAAAAAUUCUAAGUUUAAAAGUAACAUAGAUUUGGAUUAUAAAAAUGAACGCAUUAGCUCUUCUUGGGACAAAGAGAGCUCUAGAGACAGAUCACACACUCGACUAGAAUCUCAAAGUGACAGAAAACUUGAAAGACAAAGUGAAAGAUCACAAAAUAUAAGUAGGAAAGAACUUAAAUUGCAAGACAAAGAAGAGAGAAAAGGUGAUCAAAAACCUAAAUCAGUAGUAAAAGACCAGGAUCAUUGGAGAAGAUCUGAACGACCAUCACUUCCUCAUUCCAAGAAUGAAAUAGCAAAAUCUCAUAAUUCAAAUAAAUACCACUUAGAAGAGAGAAGAGGGAGGGAAGAUUGUAAAAGAGACAGGGCUGUAAGUAACCACAGUUUUCAAGAAGGAAGAUGUCCGUCUUCCCUUUCAACCAGUAAAACUCACAAACACGUUGACUCCAAGGACAUUGAUGCUGUGCACCAAUGGGAAAAUACCCCUUUAAGAGCAGAAAGGCAUAGAACUGAAGAUAAGAGGAAACGAGAACGAGAGAGCAGAGAAGAAAACAGGCAUAUGAGAAAUGAAAAAAGAAUACCUACAGAACAUUUGCAGAAGACUAACAGAGAAAGUAAGAAUACUACUGAUUUAAAGAGACAGAAUGAGCCAAAAAAUGACAAAGCUGAAGCCUCUAAUGAUGUUUCCGAAGGAGCAGAUAAUAAAGAACUUGCAAUGAAAGCUGAGAGUGGUCCAAAUGAACCACAAAACAAAGACUUCAAGUUGAGUUUUAUGGAAAAAUUGAACUUAACUCUUUCUCCUGCUAAAAAGCAGCCUGUUUCUCAGGAUAAUCAACAUAAAAUAACCAAUACUCCCAAAUCCAGUGACAUAUGUGAUUUGGAGUCCUUGGUGCAGACUGAAACAGUGACAUGUGUUCCUUCUGUUGGUGAACAUAUCAUAGAGGAAACCAAAUUAGAGUUAUUGGAACCAAAGGAUGCUCCUUCAGCAGCAUCUGAACCCAGGACCAGUAUUUCAGAAAGGAAUAUAGAAGAAGAAAAUAGAUUGUUAGUUGAAUCUGUUGAGAAUUCUGUGCAUUGUGACAUGCCCAUUUGUGGUACAGAGACUUCCUUCUCAGCCCCUGUGGAAAUGGAACAAACAGAAUCCUUAUUUCCAUCAUCAACAGAAAUAGAACAAACCAUUACUAGUGGGGCAACGGCAGCAGUUCCUGUGGCAGUGGACACAUUACAAACAAAUGUUCCUCAAAACUUUGGCUUGGAAUCAGAUACCAAAAGAAAUGAUGACUUAAAUUCUUGUAGUAUUUCUGAAGAUAUAGAAAUGAAGGAGGCUUUUUCAACAAAAGUGACCAAAUCCAGUGAGAGCAUUUUGCAGCCGUCAAUUGAAGAAGCUGGCAUUUUGCCAGUAGUCCUUUCAGAAGAUGAUAAACCAAAAUGUGAGACUUCUCUUGUAGAUCCACCACUGGUUGAAAGUAAGUCUUGUCAUUUGGAGCCUUGCUUACCUAAAGAGACUCUAGAAUCUUCACUUCAGCAAACUGAGUUAAUGGACCACAGAAUGGAAAUUGGUGAAACAAACUCAGUAUAUCAUGAUGAUGAGAACUCGGUUCUGAGCAUUGACCUUACUCAAUUGAGACCUAUUCCAGAAGCCAUCAGUCCUCUCAAUAGUCCGGUGAGACCCAUAGCAAAAGUUCUUAGACUGGAAAGCCCAUCUCAAGUUCCAUUAUAUAAUAAUCAUCAUAAAGAUGUGUUUCCACCAAAUUCAGCUCAUCCUACCUCCAAGAGUCAGUCUGAUCUCAAUAAGGAAAAUCAAAAGCCAACUGGCAAAUCUGACAAAUUUCCAGAAGCAGACUCCCACAAGGAUUCAUCUUUAGAUGAAUUAGAAGAAGGAGAAAUUAUAAGUGACAGCGAAAAAUCUAAAUCACAAAAAAGUUGUGAAAAAAGUGCCAACCCCAGAGCUUCUGCUGAAGUGCAAAACACAAAGACUAGCCCAGGAAGUAGGAAAAGUACUGUGCAUUUGGGUAAAGACAAUAGGAAGGUACCAUCUGUGAAAACCCAUCAGACCAAAAGCAAAUGGAAUAAAAGACAGAGUGAAUCUAGAAGAUCUGCAAGAACUGAAAAGAAAGAUAGGUCAGUGAGCACUUCCGGCCUGGGAAAAACACUUCCAACUGUUGCUGCACCCUCUUCUGUCCAAGAUGUUAUGCACAUGUUACGGACGAUAAGAAAGCAUGUAAGGAAAAAUUACAUGAAAUUCAAGGUAAAAUUUUCAUUAAAACAGUUUCAUAGAAUUAUUGAGUCAGCAAUUUUGAGUUUUACAUCACUAAUUAAACACCUUAACUUAUCCAAAAUCUCUAAGUCAGUGGCUACUUUACAGAAGAAUCUCUGUGAUGUUAUAGAAUCCAAACUUCAGCAAGUUAAAAAGAAUGGCAUAGUGGAUCGUUUAUUUGAACAGCAGUUACCAGAUAUGAAAAAAAAACUCUGGAAGUUUGUAGAUGAACAACUUGAUUAUUUGUUUGCAAAGCUUAAGAAAAUCUUAAUAAAGUUCUGUGACUCUAUAAACUUUGGCAGUGACAGUGAUGAAGGAAAACUUGAAAAGAUACAUAAAGAGAAAGCACAGUAUUCAAAUUGUCAGAAGAAGAAUGGAGAUAACUCCAGCAAAGAAAUGUUGAAAGAGAAGUCCUCCAAAUCAGAAGAUUCUGACUACUGUAAGUCAUUAGUAGGAUGUAAAAAAUCCGAGGAAAAACAUCAAGAGCAAAAUAAUUCCAACGUUAACACAGUAAAGCAUGACAUUAAAAAAAAUAUUAACACUUGCUCUGAUAAUAUUAAGAACCCUCAAUCCAAAGAACACUCCUUGGAAUCAAACAGUCUGGGCACUCCAAAGCUGGGGAAAAUUGAAGCCAGCACCAUGGAGGACACACAGACGUCCCAGCACGCUGCUUUGAAGCCAGAACGCAGUUUUGAGAUUCUUACUGAGCAGCAAGCAUCUAGCCUUACUUUUAAUUUAGUGAGUGAUGCACAGAUGGGAGAAAUAUUUAAAAGUUUGUUGCAGGGUUCUGAUCUUUUGGACAGCAGUGUUAACUGUAAUGAAAAAAGUGAGUGGGAGUUAAAGACACCAGAGAAACAGCUGCUAGAGAGUCUUAAGUGUGAAUCUAUACCAGCUUGUACAACAGAAGAGCUAGUUACAGGGGUGGUCUCUCCCUGUCCUAAGAUGAUUAGUGAUGAUAAUUGGUCAUUACUCUCAUCUGAGAAAGGUCCAUCUCUGUCUUCAGGGCUUUCAUUGCCAGUUCAUCCUGAUGUGUUGGAUGAAAAUUGCAUGUUUGAAGUGUCCACUAACAUAGCUUUAAGUAAGGAUAAUGUAUGUAGUUCAGAAAAGAGCAAGCCCUGCAUCUCUUCCAUACUUCUUGAAGAUCUAGCAGUCUCUUUAACAGUCCCAUCACCUCUGAAGUCAGAUGGUCAUCUCAGUUUCUUAAAGCCAGAAGCUUUGUCUAGUUCAACUCCUGAAGAAGUUAUUAGUGCCCAUUUUAGUGAAGAUGCCUUACUUGAGGAAGAGGAUGCAUCUGAACAGGAUAUUCAUUUAGCCUUGGAAUCUGAUAAUUCAAGCAGUAAAUCAAGUUGUUCUUCAUCAUGGACAAACCGGUCUGUUGCUCCAGGCUUCCAGUACCACCCUAAUUUACCCAUGCAUGCUGUCAUAAUGGAAAAGUCUAAUGAUCACUUCAUUGUGAAAAUACGGCAUACGACACCAUCUACCUCACAGAGCCUUAAACAGAACGUGGUGGCCGAUGAAUCUUCACCCAGAACGGAAAAGGAAGCUGAUGAAGCAGCAGAGAAAGAAUAUACUUCAUGUCAGGACAGAAUUUUUAAAUCAGCGGAGGAAUUGAAAAGUUCCAGUAAAAAUGUUGAGAGCAGUAAACUAGCUUGUGAAGAACAGGACUGUGUGAUACAAACAGAGGUUCCUGAUAUAUAUGAAUUUCUUAAAGAUGCUUCAGGUAAAGUGGAUCAUAGUACUGAUGUGGCUGAAGAAUGUUUCAAGUUGCAUCAAGUAUGGGAACGAAAAGGGCCCGAAAGCAUUGAAGAAUUGCCUCCAGUGGAAGAAAUUCCACAUUCUAUUGAGCAUCAUCUUCCUAACACAUAUAUAGACCUCACAAAAGAUCCAGGAACAGAGACCAAAAACUUGGGGGAAUUCAUAGACGUAACCGUUUUAAAUAUUGAUCAAUUAGGAUGUUCUAAAGACAAUUUGGACCAAAAUGCCCCCAUAUUAGCCAGUAUGCAGCCUGAUACUGUAGAUGCUUUUAUUGAUUUGACACAAGAUGUUUCAAGUGACAGUAAAAAUGAAGAUAACGAUCCUGCUUUAGCUGUUGAAGACUUGGGGUGUCAGGUGAUAUGUAUAGAUGAAGAGAAUGCUAAGGACGAGAAGGUGGAAGUGGCAAACGGGCCUCUGGAAUGCAUCGUGGAGGUAGCCAGUAUCAACUUAACCUCGGAAUCCCCUGGUUUGGGUGAAGUGAAAAAGGAUGAUUCAAAAUCAGAGGCAGUAUCAAAUUCUGAUAGUUCAGAGUUGCCUGGGGCUUUGGAUAAUGCUCACAAAAAGAGAAAAAACCCUUCUGAUCUAAAUGAUUCUUUUCACAAAAAACAGAGAAAGGAAACAGACUUACCCAGUAGGGAAAAGACCAAGAAAAUUACCCAAGACUCUGGUGAGAAUGGUGAAGGUCACCGAAAGAAAGCCAAUAAGAAAAAGGCCCCUGCAGUUACUAAAGAUCCCUCAUCAUUAAAGGCAAGCCCAGGCACUAAGGAUACAUCAGCACUUGACACUUCUCUUACAAGCCUUUCUGCAAAGAAUGUUAUUAAAAAGAAGGGAAAAAUUAUAGUUUCAUGGACAAGAAAUGAUGACCGGGAAAUUUUAUUGGAGUGUCAGAAAAGAGGGCCAUCUUUGAAAACAUUUUCUCAUUUAGCUGCCAAGUUGAAUAAAAAUCCUUAUCAGGUCUCAGAAAGAUUCCAGCAGCUAAUGAAGCUCUUUGAAAAGUCAAAAUGCAGAUAAGUUGCUGAAUUCCUUGGAGUCUUAAUUGACAUUGCAUACUACACAGAAGCUUGGAAUUCCUCAUGUUUUUAAUGGGGAAGUAGGGGGGCAAUUUUAUGACAUAUUUGAUUACCAGAUAAUAAUCUGCAUUUGUUAUUACUUGCUGACUCUUAAAUCUCAAGCCAGCAUGUUCAGCUUGUUCCUGACAUCAGUCUGAUUUGCUUCCCUGUUACUGGUCAUGAUAUUUAUUUUUAAACAAGUUACAACUUGUUAUCAAGAUAAAAGCAACAACAAAACAGUAUUGAAACCUUAGUUUUGAUAUUUCAAAGAAAGAUUUUUUUUCUAGAUUUUUAAAGAUAGUUUUGUAGCAUUUAAACUUAACCAUUAUUUAGUUCGUUUCAUCCAUUUUUAUUUGCUUUUCUAAUUGCCUUAUUUUGAUAAAUUGUAAAAUAAUUUAAAUAGUGUAUCUGUAAAUAUGUAUAAAUUUAAUGAUGUAAAAUAUUUGUGUGUGUGUGUGUGUAUGUUUGGGUGUAUACACACGCAUAAAUGGCUGUGCCUAGCCAAGGAUUUUUUUUAUCUGUAUAAAACCUUUUGUAUAAAGUUUGCUUUCAUUACCAGUAAUGUAUAAAUAAAACCCUGUAAAGUUCUGUUA
This is a messenger RNA of Camelus dromedarius (Arabian camel), 6852 nucleotides long. RefSeq names its product caspase 8 associated protein 2 (gene CASP8AP2). Gene Ontology annotation, biological process: extrinsic apoptotic signaling pathway via death domain receptors; Fas signaling pathway. Gene Ontology annotation, cellular component: PML body; mitochondrion. NCBI's taxonomy places the organism in Eukaryota, Metazoa, Chordata, Mammalia, Artiodactyla, Camelidae. The coding region runs from base 303 to 6221 and encodes 1972 amino acids. The record is from RefSeq and is a predicted model, not a curated record. Gene Ontology annotation, molecular function: transcription corepressor activity. The transcript is spliced from 13 exons.